Molecule: messenger RNA, 1296 nt
Organism: Lodderomyces margitis
Lineage: Eukaryota; Fungi; Ascomycota; Pichiomycetes; Serinales; Debaryomycetaceae
Gene: PZF1
Product: Pzf1p
Exons: 1
Coding region: 1-1296 (431 amino acids)
Biological process (GO): regulation of transcription by RNA polymerase II
Molecular function (GO): DNA-binding transcription factor activity; RNA polymerase II cis-regulatory region sequence-specific DNA binding
Source: RefSeq, a predicted model, not a curated record
AUGAGCGAAGCUGAUACAUGGUCAAGUAUCUCUACGUCCUCCACAAGUUCUAGACCCAAGAGGUAUCAUUGUACCUAUAAGAAUUGCGAUAAAGCAUACAACAGACCAUCACUACUAGACCAGCAUUUACGUUCACAUACAGGUGACCGACCGUUUCCUUGCUCCUACCCACAAUGCAAUAAGUCAUUUUUAAGGAAAUCACAUUUAGAUGCACAUUUAAUUUCUCAUUCCAGAGAUAAGCCAUUUCACUGUUCAAUAUGCGGCAAGGGUGUCAAUACAGCUCAGCAUUUGAAAAGGCAUGAAAUCACCCAUACCAAAUCAUUCAAAUGUACUUAUGAAGGUUGUAAAGAGUCGUUUCACAAACAUCAAUCACUACGUCAUCAUAUACUUUCUGCCCAUGAAAAGACAUUAACUUGUACCAUUUGCGAUAAGACCUUUACUCGGCCAGCAAAACUUGCCCAUCAUAAGUUGAAGCACCAUGGUGAAUCCCCAGCGUAUCAAUGUGAUCAUCCAGGAUGUUUUGUCAAUUGCAAAACAUGGUCAGCUUUACAAUUUCACGUCAAGCAAGAACAUCCAAGACUAAAGUGUUCCAUUUGUGGUAAAGGUUGCGUUGGAAAACGAGGUUUAAAGUCACAUAUGUUGAGUCAUGAUGAUGCAAUCAAGGUUUGGCAAUGCAAUUAUUGUGAUGUUGGGAAAUUUAAUAAAAAGGCGGAUUUACUUGAACAUUACAACGAAUACCAUGAUGGCAAUGUUCCUCAAGAAAUGCAAAAAUCCUCAGAAAGCAAUAACCAUGGCAAAGAAGAUUAUCACGAAAAACUCCAAAUAUCAAGUUUGAAAAGGUUAAAUACGGCAGUAUCGCCUCAGGACGAAGAAGAAGUCAAGAGUUUAAUCAAGACUGAUAUAAAAUCCGCCACAGCCGAAGCACAGAAAUCAACCACUUUGAUAUCAGCAAAUGGCUCAGUGGCAUCAGAUGUGAAAUCAUCAGAGGUGAUUGACCUAAUACUGAAAGAUUGUUCAAUUAAAAUAAAAUGUCCUAAAACUAAAUGUGAUCGCGUAUUUGGUAGAGAAUACGAUUUACAGCGACAUUUGAAAUGGCAUGAAGAGAAUUUGAAAAAAGUUGAAUUGUUUCUUGAUAAUUUACAGCGGGGGCAAGAGAUGGAACCCUUGCAAAAGAAAAUCAAACUCAAUGUAAAAGAGGCCGAAUCUGACUGGGAUGAAUACAAUAAUGAGGAUGCUGAAUUUGACAGUGCUCUUGAUGAAGAAUUGAAUUCCCCGAUUACUACAGAUGAUACUUAA